AUGGAAAUCUUACAGUCCCCGAUUGCGAAAGCGUUAGCAUUGUCAAUUAGAUCAUUGGCUGUUGAUGUACCGAAGAUAAAUAUUGACCCGUCGUUAUCUGCUAUCAUCGAUCAAUGGUGGUGUCCAAUAUGCUCUCUCCAGACAGAAGAUGCUCCACUUUGUCAAAUGUGUCAACGGAUACUUGUGGAAUCAGCAGAAGACCCUCCUAAUGAAGGUCAAUCAAAAUCAAAUGUAUUCUGUUACGAAUAUGAACAAAAUAAUGAAGCUCACAUUGUAGAAUGUGAUGCACGUGGUCACCUAAAACAUGUACCAGUAGGUGCUUUAUCUGUUAAGAAUUUGAAUGUUUAUCGAAGUUUAUUUUUCAUUAAGAACAAUGAUCAUGGGCCAGGAUUAAAAACACUUCUGUCAUUGACUGUUCGUGAUCGUCGGCAUAAUCAUGAAUCAAAAGCUGAAAUCAUAUUUCAAAGAAUAAUUAAAUAUUGUAAACAGAAUAAGAAAUCUUUUGUGGACGAACGUUUUCCUCCGUCAUCUCAAUCUUUAGGAACAGAUUCAUUCCAUCAAUAUUCACAAUGGCUACGAAUAUCAGAAGUUACUCCAUUGUCUCAUGAUGAUCAAAAACUACCUUGGACAAUAUUUUCAGAUCCGAAACCGAGUGAUAUUCAACAAGGUGCUUUAGGCAACUGUUGGUUAGUGGCAGUUAUACCUUUGAUUUCUGAACAGCCACGUUUGCUCAAACAUAUUCUUCUUACAAAAGACUACAAUAAAGAAGGUGUUUAUCUUGUACGUAUAUGUCAUAAUGGCUUAUGGAAAACAAUUAUUGUUGAUGAUUUCUUUCCAUGUACAAAACAUAAUCAUUUAGUGUUCACACAAGCUAAACGUCGUCAAUUAUAUGUUCCAUUGAUUGAAAAAGCAUGUGCAAAACUAUUCGGUUCUUAUGCUGCUCUACAAGGUGGCGAUAUGCGUGAAGGUCUUCAAUUAUUGACCGGUGUACCGUGUGAAUAUAUUGACCUUGAUUCAUCGAAGGACACAUUUGAUAGUAAUUCCAUUUGGACUAAACUUUUAACUUCUUGCGCAGCCAAAUUGUUGAUUGGAACAUCAUCCGGUGGAAAUGGUGUAAGUUCAGAAGAAUAUGCUCACGUUCGUAUUCAUAAAAAUCAUGCUUUUUCCAUUCUUUGUGCGAAUGAAUUUGGGGGCGCAAAAAAUAGAUUCGUAUUAGUUCGUGACCCUCAUUCUCAUUCAGACUAUCGAGAGGGAGCGAUGACACAAAAUAUUCUUACCCAAUUAAAAUCAGUUAAUUCUGCUGAUCGUUCGACCGGUGCUUUUUGGAUAUCAUGGGAUCGAUUUCUUCGUUAUUUUUCUUCAAUAACUAUUUCAACUUAUAAAAGUGAUGAUUUUGACAUACGUCAACAAUGCAAAUUUACUCGAUCACCUACUGAAUAUGCUAUGUCUUUUUAUUUACGAGUACCAAAAGAAACGUCAAUUACUAUAAGUCUGGUACAUCAUCGAAAAGAUCGAAAAACACAUAGGUCUCAUGCACAGUCAUUUGUUUUAUGCGAUGCUGACGAAUAUAAGUCAAAAGGUAUUAUUGGUAAACGUGAAAGUAAAUUGAUCAGUAAACUAGGAGGAUACACGUGUUGGUGUGGGUCAUUAUCAGCUGGUGAUUAUAUACUUAUACCUUUUUCCGUUGGUUUCUGGAAAAAUGGUAAACCAAACAGAGAUUUUACUCUUGUCAUAACCUCAAGUGUUCAACUAGAAUUGACCAUGAAAAAGAAGCCAGCAACAUUUCUUUCUGAUUGUUUAAUUGCAGCAGCUUUGAAAAAUUCUGAGACACAAGAGAGCAAAGAUGCUAUUGUCUACACAACAAGAGGUAAAUUAGGAUUCAAGAUGCUUAUUGUUGAGAAUCGAUCACAUACACAUAAUCUAAAUUUUGACGUUGAUGUGCAAUUAUCAAGAAAUGUACGGCAUUCUCGUCAUAGCUCAUUUCCUUAUAAUACUCAUGAUUGUAUUCCACCACGACAUCGUCAAAUAAUAUUUCUUGCAGAAUGGAUUGAUAGAUCUGGUGAAUCAGCUAGUUUGAAUUAUGCAUAUUCGUCUAUUCAUGAUAAACAGAAACGUGACCCAGUACCACCAAUUGACACUUCUCAAAACGAUUUUCACUCACCACGAACAUUUUAA
This is a messenger RNA of Rotaria sp. Silwood2, 2175 nucleotides long. The record is from the annotation of a GenBank genome assembly. NCBI's taxonomy places the organism in Eukaryota, Metazoa, Rotifera, Eurotatoria, Philodinida, Philodinidae.